Molecule: messenger RNA, 8178 nt
Organism: Sitodiplosis mosellana (orange wheat blossom midge)
Lineage: Eukaryota; Metazoa; Arthropoda; Insecta; Diptera; Cecidomyiidae
Gene: Mlc-c
Product: myosin-2 essential light chain
Exons: 4
Coding region: 526-969 (147 amino acids)
Cellular component (GO): myosin II complex
Molecular function (GO): myosin heavy chain binding; calcium ion binding
Source: RefSeq, a predicted model, not a curated record
UUUGAAUUCAUCCAUCGAGUAAUGCUGAUGUAGUUGAAUAUGGGCAGCCAUUUUCGAGAUGGUAACAUCGUUGCGAGUAGGCAGAAGUGACAGUAGCAUAGUAAUUUACAUCUAACGACAGGGAGACCUGCAGUAAUAGAGAAGCUGUCGUCAAAUUUAUUCAAACAUCACAUCACCAUCAGUUAAAAGCUGACUCAAUAAAAUCACAUUUUUGUCGUGUGCUUUUUUUACUGUUUCCGAACAUCCACAUUCCACGCAUUUCAACAAAUUUACCAUCAAUUUUUUGAGCCUUUUAUUUUCAGUAACGUUUGUUUUGAAAUUCAACUCGUUCGCAUUACGUCAAAUUAACUGACAGUUCGGAUUGAAUGAGUGGCAGUCUCCAAAAAGACAACAACCGUUUUUUGUGCUUCAAACAAAACUUCAUGCGAAACAACGUACAACGCAUACAUUGACAAACACAGUGAGUGCACACGAAUUCAGAUCGACACAAUAAAUUUCAUUUGUAAUCAUCGAUAAAAUAAAACAAUGGCAAACUAUACAGAAGAUCAAUUGGCCGAAUUCCAAGAAGCCUUCAACUUGUUCGACAACCGAGGUGAUGGCAAAAUUCAAUUGAAUCAAGUUGGCGAAUGCUUGCGUGCCCUAGGUCAGAAUCCAACUGAAUCGGAUGUGAAAAAAUGUACGCAUCAACUCAAGCCCGAUGAACGCAUCUCAUUCGAAGUGUUUCUUCCAAUAUAUCAUGCCAUUUCGAAGGCCCGUUCAGGCGACACGGCUGACGAUUUCAUCGAGGGACUGCGUCAUUUCGACAAAGACGCAAGUGGGUUUAUUUCAACAGCUGAAUUACGGCAUUUACUUACGACAUUGGGCGAAAAGCUGACCGAUGACGAAGUCGAGCAAUUGCUUGUGAAUCAAGAAGACUCACAAGGCAAUGUAAACUACGAAGAAUUUGUUCGUGUCAUCAUGAGCGGUUGAAACAUAGCCCCAAAAUCCGAUACACUUCCAUUACUUAAGUCUCUUGAACGACCAUUCAAAAUUUAAUUUAAAAUUUGCAACUGAAACACAUCAACUAAACGUAACACACAAGUUUCACGACUAAAUCAAAUCAAAACAAACACUUUAAACAAUAAUCUUUAUACAUUCUUACGUGUUUCUCACGUCUCGUUUCUCUCGAAUUGCACUUGGGGCAACCGAGAGCGAGCGAUCGAACGAGAGAGACAGACCGCAUUUGUACUUUACGAAUCACUUGAAUUGUAUUCAAUAAGUAUUGCACUUUUGCUAACAAAGAAUUACAAAAAAAAAAACAGAGAAGAACAACAACAAGCAGAAACAAACAUCGAACAUUCGUUUUUCGUUUUUUUUUUCUUCUUUUUUUAAAAAUUAAAAUCUCUUUUUUAAAUAAACUGUUUACAUACAUUUGUAAUAAAUAAUGUCUAAAAAAUAAUAAUCUAAUUGUCAUUUAUUUGAUUGGUUCCUUAAUUGUCUAGCUGAAAGCUAUGUUAAGCGCUCUUUCUAGGUGUUUUGUUACCAAUGAAAAUUAAAAACUCACAUACAAAAAUCGGGUUCAUUUUUUCAAAGGAAUUGGCAUUUGUUGGAAUCAAUGUAAAUCGUAGUUUUCCUUGUUUUUUUUUCUUUCGUUCGGGUGGUGGGAGAGAAAUAAGGAUUUCUUUCAAUUUCAAACACAUUCCAUUUACUUAUUUUUUUCUCUUUUUAUCUCACGAAACGAUCAGUCGCUUGUUUUAGCAGUCCUAAGUUAGCUGCCUUACUUAAAAAUCCCAUUCAAAGAUACCACUAAUACUCAUGUCGGCCAUCACACAUGACAAACUGAUGUCUUCAUCUGCUAGAGAAAAGAGAUUUUGAUUUUUUGUUCGAUUAAAACAUUAAUUGAAUCAACCCAUAGAAAUGGUGAGAAUAAAGAACUUUUCAUUUCUCUAUGGGUCGGUGUCAAUUUGCAUUUAAAAAAAAAAUCUGAAGGAUAUAUGCUGAGCAUGAAUUCUUAUCUAUUAGAAAUAUCAAAUCAAUCGAAAAACAAUUCAAAGCGCAUAUAUCCUCAGCUGCCUCUCAUCAAUUGAUUUAUAUUUUACCUGAGCUUUGUUUGAUGCAAUUGUACUUGUCAAUGCCAGUCGAACUGAAAUUUUCCGCUAACGUUGUGCGUUUGCCCUGCUUAAAAAAUGGAUGGUUCUGUAGCUCAACUAUAUUCGGCCGAUCAUCUGGAUAUCUGUCAAAACCCAUAUAGAUUCAUUGUAUUUAAAAACACCGCGCCAAAAUGUCCAUUGAAAAGUCGGUAUAUCAGUAAAACAACGCCACACAUUACCUUUCCAUGCAUAUUUCGGCGAAUUUGUGAAAAUGAUCACUGAGUUUUCGUUCCCUAUAGAUUUGGUGGGUUUGGUAUGCAAAAUUGUUAUCUAUGUCUGAUGUGCUGCCCGCUGAAGGUGCUGAUAAUGUCCAAAUACAAAUGUUAUGAGUAAAAGAAAACAAUUGUGACUGAGACGAAACGCUUAUCACGUUCCGAUUUUUGCUCGUGUGUGCAAAAACUAACAUUUUUUUCUCUGUCUGUCUGUGUGCCAUUUGCAUGGAUGAAAUGGAUAAACAAGAGAAAAUAAAACGUGUUUGGAAAUUGAUUUGACCUACAAUUUCAUCGGUCAAAACUCACACAUUACGUUAUAAUCGAUAUGACACUCACCGAAUAUUUCGUCUGGACACGUUGAACAAUCAAAUAGCACUGGUUGAUUUCCGCGCAUUUUCUCGGUCAGCAUGAAUGUGGUUGGCAUAUUUGCGAAUGGUUCAAGCCCAUUGGCCAAUUCACACGUCGUAAUGCCAAUACUGUAAAUAUCUGACUUUUCCGUAUAACCCGCUAAAUUCUGUUCCAACACUUCGGGCGCCAGCCAAUUUAAGCUUUUCACACUGUUUUGCGGCAAAUCAAAGAGCUUUUGUGUUCGUUGUCCGUUCGUAAUGAGUGUGAUUGGUUCACGGAAUCCGCAUAAAACGGCUUUGUUCUGAUUGAUUAGAAUGUGACUGGCACGUAUGGACCUGUGUAUGUAUCCCUUUCGAUGGAUAUACUCCAGCCCAAGCAGAACAUCACGUAGUAUAAGGCAAACGAUAAUUUCUGGAAAACCUAUGGUGAUAUAAUUAGUUUUAGGCGAGCGUUGAAUUGGCUUUCCAAAUAGACUGAAAGAUAACAACCAUGGUCUACCUGUUGUGAAAUAGCUAUUCAUUGCAUCUCGGCAAGAGUUGUAGCACAUUAACGGUGAUAUCACGUAUACAUCUGAAUUUUUAACGAAUGCCGUAUGCAUUGGCAACACGUGGUCACAAUCAAAUUGACGCAUUGUCAAAAUUUCCUCCUGAAAUCAAGAGAGAAAAAAAAAACGGAAUUUCUAUUAGAUACACUUCUAUGCCCAUCCGAAAUCGUGUGAAUUUUAAUUUUUCCUUCCAUUCAAAACGGCCAUGGGAAAUCAAACAGGCAUCCCACGACUGACUCACCCGAAUUAAAUUAGUUUCUUCUUUCGCUUUGUCCAUUUGAAAUUUUUUUACCGCCACAAAUUGUUGGGUGGGCACAUGUUUUGCUAGGUAUACCACACCGAUGCCAAAGCAGCAGUUCGAUAAUUCCGAUUUAAUUUCAUAAUUAGAUGAAUUUGCGUCUAAUGCUGUCUCCAUUUGUACACUGUUCUUUAAAUUGUUAACCGCUCACACUCGACAACUUCAAAAACCUGCUGCUGCUGUUGCUGCUGCUCCCGUUCUGCCACUUUUUCUCUCUCUCUCUCUCUUUCUCUCUCUCUCACUCACUCCUGUUUCAAUGUAAAACGUUGACGUGCAUACUUUCAUGUAGUAAUCAAACGUCGAUAUAUCAAAAUUCAUCAAAAACAAUCAUCGAUCAUAAUAGGCUAUUAUUUUAUUAUUACUGGUGACGCCAGAAUGUAUGUGAUGUUGCUCUAAAAUGACGAGAGAAAAAAAAACGAAAUCAAUUAUCAAAAAUUGUUUGUCAAACAUUGUAAAGGAAAGAAAAAGAGAAAAAACAAUAUUGAAAAUAAAAACAGAUCGCAUAUCAGAUGUGUAUGACACUUUGCAAGUGUCUCAAAAGAAAGUGAUGGGCGGCCGAACACUCAAUUGAUGCUAUCAAUAACCCAAUAAACAUUGCUAAUUGUGGUAAAUGAAAGAAGCGAAAGAAAAAAAAACACACACACAAACACACACACAAACACACUCGUUUUCGGUGCACACACAAAAAGAAUUCGCCGAUGAUAACGUUGUUUUGCAAAAAUGAAAUGAACCGCAAACAAAUCACAGAAGAAAAGAAAAAUUUCACCGCGAAAUGUUUGAAUAUAUUCAAACUAUUUGAGAUUACGUUGGUUUUACUAUCUAUCACUAUAUAUAUAUAUAUAUAUUCAAACUUAGCGAAAAGUCAUCGCUCUAAUGUCAAAGAAAACGAUGAAGUGAUUUAGCGAGCACUUGUAAAUGAAAUACAUACACAUAAUCAAAAUCUAAUUUGAUGAGAGUGUGCUUCUUUCCUCUCUUCUUCUUCUUGUUUUUCUUCUUCUACUUUGGUUUCUCGGUUCGUUUAUUUUGAAAUUGUGAAAAUUUGCAAAUAUUCUCUCGAAAUCGAGGCCGACUACGGUGUUUGUACCUUCAGUUGAGUGGUGAACGUUUUGUUGGUAUCAAUAAAAUAUACACUUUCAAAAUACGUCAAACACGCGAUGCGUGAUGCAAGAGUGUGAGUGCGAGCGUAUGUACUGUGUGUGUGUGAGUGUGAGUAUGUUUUGUGCGUGUCUUGUUUAGUAGGUCUGGUUUACAUUCCAUGAGACAGUGCGAAUAAUUCCUAUUCCGAUUGUUACGAAGAUCGUCAAUAAAUAAACCGAAAGAAAUGAAAAUAGAUCAUUCAUUUGUCAAGGAGCAUCACACAAUUGAUUGGUCUCGUCUAUUUGAGCAUUCAGUGACCGUCAUGGAAUUUCCACAAUGUUUCCAGCCACAAUUGUUUGUGUCAUGUAAAUUGGCGAAAUUUUUUCAAUUGAUCAAACAUAUACAAUCAAAAAUAUUAUUUCGCUUCUCUUUGUCUUUGGCACAGCCAAUUUACUAAAUUUAAUCGUUUGACUUUGUCUUUUUCUUGUUAUGGCCCAUUGAAAUCGGCUGCUUGAUUUUUUUUUUGAACAAUUACUACGCGUGAUAUCAAUAGGCGAGUGCAUGGAGAAAUUAAAAUACGCGCUAAAAAAACAAAAUAGAGACAGAACGAAACCUUAAAUGCGAGCGCACACACAGGCGAGCAUGUCAGAGUACAAUAAUAAUAAUAAAAAAAAGUGUGUGAUCUGUAUGAAAACAAAAAAAGAAUUUGGUGGAAAAGUGAAGAGACUGUUUUCAAGCGCACACCACGAUUCAUGCAUUGUCAAACAGAUGGGUGUGUAUAUGUAUGUGCACUGUAUGCACACACGCGACAACAUGGUGAUGUGAUAAAAAGCGUUUGGCAAAGGCAAAAUCACAAUAAAAAUUGCCUGAUGGAAGCUCAAUUGCAUUGAGAGAGAUUGAAGGCAUUUGCUAACCACACACCACGAACAUAUCGAUGCAAUGCAAUGUGCUUUGGUGUGUGCGUUUUUGUUGCUGUUGUGUUUGGAACGGAGUGUUUGGAACGGAGUGGCUGUCGUUCUCGCUCUUAAAUGGCGAGCGAAACAGAGAGCGCACGAUGUGUCAGCUGUGUGCAAGCGACAAGAAGCGAAAAGAAGAGCGAAAGAUUCUUUCGUAAGUAAUGAUUUACCUUGUUAUGAUUCUGCAUAUACAUACAGUGUGCAGUGUAUCUCUCUCUCUCUCACACACACACACACACACACACACACACACACACACACGUACACUCGCAAUUCCGGAGCGUGUGUAUUAGCUUGCUGAAAUAUACACCGACCCAAACACGCAGAAAAGCACAACCAAACAGCCAUAGAACGAUUACAUUACGGCGCAGAUAUAUACGUACAUACGAGAUCCGAUGACAUAUACAAAUACACACGCAUACAGGUUGAAAACGUGUAUGCGAGGCCUCAACACAAAGUGUAGCAAGAAUUCUUUAUUGUUAUUGUCUGUUUGUUAAUGCUGUUGAUAUAUUUUUUCGCCUCUGAGUGUGAGUUGUUUCUCGCUCACAAAAAAAAAAAAAAAAAUUUGUGUUUUUGAGACACACAGCGAUUCUUCUUUUUUCCUCUACGCUGUCUAGUUCGCUGUUAUAUCUUAUUAUUAAUUUUCGUUGUAAAGAGCGAAAUCGACAGAAGACGAAGGGAAUGAAAAAUAUCGGCUCUUUGAUUUUGAAGACGACGGGAAAAAAGACAGAGAAUAAUAAUAAGUGAAGAGAAAAAAAACAAAACACUCAAAUGAUUGAUUAGUAGUGUUUCUGUCAUCGAUGUAGUCUUUGUCGAGUGUGCGAUAUCAUUUGCAAGAAGAAAAGAAUAUCAGACAGAAAAACGAAGCGAGCAAAUACAGAAGAAAAAAUGAAAUAAGAAGAAGAAGAAGAAGUAGUAGAGAAUCAGUUUGAAAAUAUUGGUGCAAAGAAAUUUAUUUUAUUUUGAAAAGUGACACACAGUGUGAUACUGAGAUACCGAACGCAUUUUUUUUCCUCUCCCUUGUUCUGGCUUCAAUAUAUUAAAAAUAAAUGCUUCGAUCGAACCGAGCGCAGGAAUUAAAACAAAUAUCAUAAUAAUAACCAUAUAUACACACAACAAAAGAGUGGGCAGCGGUAACAAUUCCUUGAAUCAAAGUCACCGCAACAACAGAAGAAGAAGAAGCAAAAAAAAAACAAACGAACUGCUUGCUUGUUGGGGAGACAAAACGUUCAAAAAGUAAAUAAUGAAAUACGCAUGAGUUUUUAACAGUGCACCGCAGAAUAGAACCGAGAAAAAAAAGCGCAAAGAUGAAAAGCAAAAACGAACAAUGCUAAUCGACGAAGUGAAACAUCAAAAAUAGCAGAUGUUACAUGUUUAUCAGUCAUUUUUUUCCACGGAGCCUAAAUGAAUUUGCAGUCUAGCGUGCGUUUUCAAUAUAAACACUGUGCUAUUUAGUUCAGACGCUUGUUCAGUCACUGUUCUUUGCUACGUGAUCAGUGCAGUGUGGUGGUUUCAAUUAAGGGAGACACAACAAAAAAAAAAACAACAACGCCAGAAUUGUUGAAGAGAAGUGUUUAGAAAGAGAAAUAAAACGGCACCGAGUCCAUUCAACCAACCACCGAAAUUUAUAUCGAUAGACGAAGAGAGAUAGUCUGGACUCAAUGGUGAUAACAAUCAUUUAAGACGACUGAUUGAGAAGACGACGACGACGACAAAGACGACGACGGUGACAACGAAAUCGACCACUUCGACAACAAUAUCGAUAACAACAGCGAAUGAUUAGUCCAAAGCAAUCGAGACGUGAGGUGCCCACGAAUUAAAUUGAGCGACCAAAUGAACGAAGAAAAAAAAACAUCAUGUUUGGGUUCAUGUUUAAAUUUCAGCGUUUCAUAAAUGGUUCACUCUUAUCGAUAAGUGAGUGAGAGUGAAGCGGGUAGACGUGCAAUUAUAAAAACAUACAUAUUCUCGGUGAAAUGGGACAAGAAAAGCUUCGGCAAUAAUAAUACACCGUUGCGACCAAAAUUCAAGUGAUCAACCACAUUCUUUUGUUAUACUCUGUUUAGUAUUAUCCGCAUGAAGCUCCGAAUAAUCGACUGAACGCUCCGACCGACCGCCAAGCCGAACAUUUGUUUUACAUUUCGCAAAUCAAAGAAGCAAUUUAUUGAUGUCGUUUGCGUAUACAUAUGGGUGCUGCAAUCCAAUAUAAACCGAUUAUUUAAAUGGAUUGUUUUUUUCUCGUUUAAAAACACAUCUAGUAGAGAGAGAGAGAGAGAGAGAGAGAGAGAGAAAAAGAGAAAUAGAAAUAGAUAGGAGUCUAGUAGAACAAAGAACUACUGAAUUGACAAGUGCAUUUUAUGUUUAAAGCUUAUCAUUUUGUAUCAAUUCAUCAAAUUUAACCACCAUUUUCGUACAAAAGCUGUCAGAUUCGUAUCACACACGAAGAAGAACUUUCUGAAUGAAUAUAAAACGUUCAAGUGCAUUAAAUGUCAACCGUGAAAGUAGUAAACUUCAAAUACGAAACUCAAUUUGGGUUUUUUUUUCUCGUAAUUUUCAGCAGUUGAAAUACCGUUUUUUUUCUACUGCUGCUGCUACGAUAGUGCAUAAACACGAAAAA